GUGAGAGAGAGAGUGAUAUAUCAGAGGGGGCUGUCUGCUGUUUGCUAUAAAAGUCGUAGCCACUGAGGGAAUCUCUUCAAGGAGAACUGAGCUACCCGCUGCUGCUGGCAUUUCACACACUCAUACUCAACCACACACAGACACACAGCAGGAGUCAGACGUUGGAUUGCAGGAAAAACAGCAAACGAACAGAGCUGAAAGGAAGAGGACGAAGCUGAUGGAGAACUGUGGGACAAGCUGAAUUUUCUUUUGGAAAUUUGGUCUAAUCAUCUGUUCCUUUGGGCUUCGAGCAGUGUAACUCCAGCAAUCUUCCAGAAAACUUCACUUCUGGGUGAAAUGUUGUCUUUGAGGAUGAUUUUAAGGCGAGGAAACCUUCUUACACUGGUGCUCGUGUCCUGGUGUGUUGUAAAGAUCCAGGGCGAGUGUCCACAUAAGUGCUCAUGCCCCCCUUCUCCGCCUUCGUGCCUGCCUGGUAUCAGCUCUGUGCUGGACUCCUGUGGCUGCUGCAGGGUAUGUGCCAGGCAGUUUAAUCAGGACUGCAGUGCCACUGAGCCCUGUGACCACAUCAAGGGGCUGCGCUGCCAUCUAGGGGCCAAAGGAGACCCAGAGAGGGGCUUGUGCCGAGCCGAGGCUCAAGGUCGGCCGUGUGAGCUGGAUGGCCGAGUGUACCAGCACGGUGAAAACUUCCAGCCUAGCUGUGAGCACCUCUGCACCUGCAUGGAUGGAGUGGUAGGCUGCAUGCCUCUCUGCCCACACCAUGUGUCCCUCCCUGACUGGCGCUGUGCCCGGCCUCGCCUCACCACACUGCCUGGACGCUGCUGUCAAGAGUGGGUGUGUGAUGAUGACAACCACAUUGCUGAAGAUGACACAAUGCUCGAGACCACUCCUCAAGAAUACAAGAAAGAUAAUGACCUCACUGGUAAUGAGCUAUUAGUAAUGGCACCAACACCAUGGGACAGCAGUGCAGGAGCACCAUAUAAUGAGUGGAUUUCCUCCACAAAAUCCCACCUGCCCAUCCCAUCUACAUGCUUCCUGCAAACCACUGAUUGGUCACCUUGCUCAGCAUCCUGUGGAAUGGGAGUGUCCAGCAGGGUAACCAAUAGCAACGCAGAGUGCCGGCUCGUCAAGGAGACGCGUCUGUGUCAGAUCCGAGAGUGUGGCAGUAGUCUAUUGGCAUCACCAUUCAAGACAGGGAAGACGUGUAAGAGAACCAUCAGGCCACGUGAGCCAGCUCCUCUCACAUUUGCUGGAUGCACCACUGUGCACCGCUACCGGCUGCGUUCGUGUGGCUCGUGCACUGAUGGCCGCUGUUGUGAGCCCACGCUCACUCGCACUGUGCGCAUGCGCUUCCAGUGCCCACAAGGACAAGAAUUCACCCGCAACGUCAUGUGGAUCAUUCAGUGCAGCUGCAACCAGAGCUGCAGCACCCAGUCAUCAACACAGCACCCAAAAUCCAUCAGCCUGCCGAAUGACAUACACACAUUCAAAUACUAGAUCCACACAUACACACACACAUACACACAUGCACACACAGCAUGUUUCCAUCCAUUACAUCCAUUACAUGAAGCAACAUAUACGGCAUUUAUAUCAGCUGUGCAAAAAAAAACAACUUAUCAAAACUACAGGAAUUAUGGAUAAGUAAAUAUUAAUAAUACACAAAUUCUAAUUUCUACUCAUUUGUUAUGUUUAACUAAUGAAAUCUCACAUUACAUACACACACACACACACA
Messenger RNA from Ictalurus punctatus (channel catfish), 1729 nucleotides. RefSeq names its product cellular communication network factor 1, like 1 (gene ccn1l1). The transcript has 5 exons. The coding region runs from base 337 to 1494 and encodes 385 amino acids. Gene Ontology annotation, cellular component: extracellular region. Gene Ontology annotation, biological process: signal transduction. NCBI's taxonomy places the organism in Eukaryota, Metazoa, Chordata, Actinopteri, Siluriformes, Ictaluridae. The record is from RefSeq and is a predicted model, not a curated record. Gene Ontology annotation, molecular function: protein binding.